AUGCCAACAGAAAAGGAGUCAAUACCAUGUAAACCACGGCCAUGGACGACACUGUAUCAAUCAUGCAAUAUCAGAUGGAUCAAAGAAGUAAUUGCAUUGACGUUGAUCCUUAGCUCGUUGCACGUGGUUUCACUUGUCAAAACACACCGGAAAGCGUUGGUCGACAAGUUCACACCAACAACAUUCGACCAUCUGACUGCACAAGAAGAAACGAACCUGGAGGGAGCACGCUGGAAAUGGGAAAACUACCCCAAGCGAGAAAUCGAUAGCGCUCUUUAUUCUAGAGAUGACGUCUGGGCUCAUCGACAUGAGUGGAAGAGGCUGGGAGCUGGCUCCGAGGGUGUGGCCUUCACCUAUAAUGGUACUGUGAUCAAGGUGUACAAGAAAGCUCACCAUCCCCUCCGAAACUGUGUUCCAGGAGCUUCACCAGAGAUGAGAUGGCCAACUGAGAUUGCCGUGUCCCUGGUUCUUGGAGGGAUGGCGGAUUCGCAACCGUCCCAACAAGAUAUGGAGUUCCUCCCUGUGACGGACUACUUUGUGUCACCGGCGGAACAGGGAGAACUUCCGAGGUGGCAUUUUCUGACGCAACUUCUCCCCUGUGGAAACCUCGUGAAGCUCGCUACGCAUCUGCGCAAUUCUGAGCAUACGUACACUGCGCAUGAACUUGACCUAGCAUUUCGACCGUCGUUGGAACGACUGCUACAGGCGUUGACUCGGAUGCACUCGCAAUACAACCUCUGUCACGACGACAUCAAGCCCGACAAUAUCUGGGUGUCAGGCGCAAAAGAUUUGGGACCUGUAGGAGGUGAUUUGGAGGGGGCAAAGCACUGGAUCCUCGCCGACUUGGGGAAUGUGCGGGAGCCAAGCCACCCAUACCACUCUUCCAUACUUUGGUCAAGACUGAACAACAACUUGCCGGACUGCCGUAUGAACGAUGUCCUGCGACUUCUCAAGUCAUAUCUACUGUUUUUACGGGCAUCCGUUGACGAUGCGGCCGAAUUUGAUACGCAGUUCUAUGAAGCCCAUGCCUCAUGGGCUCAACUCUACUGGAGUACUUUGGACGCAGUCCAAGCUCAUCAGCUUGUCUCAGCCUCAUCGGUUCAAACGCUAUCAAAUGACCUUGACCCAGCUACUAGGCAGCUACAAGAUCCGUCGGCAAGCGGGCGUGACCUUCCCGGUUUAUGGAACCCUCUAUACAAGUUAUUUCUGAGCAGGGAGCACCUCUUCGACCGGGCUGCGAGAGAUGAGCUGAAGAUGGGUGCGGUAGAUAGUGUUGCGCGGACAUGGGGGAUGACUUUGAUAUUGGGUGUUCCGGUUGGAAAAUGCAGGGCUUGA
Molecule: messenger RNA, 1335 nt
Organism: Ilyonectria robusta
Lineage: Eukaryota; Fungi; Ascomycota; Sordariomycetes; Hypocreales; Nectriaceae
Exons: 1
Coding region: 1-1335 (444 amino acids)
Source: RefSeq, a predicted model, not a curated record